Messenger RNA from Propithecus coquereli (Coquerel's sifaka), 2618 nucleotides. RefSeq names its product protocadherin beta-12-like. Gene Ontology annotation, biological process: homophilic cell-cell adhesion. Gene Ontology annotation, molecular function: calcium ion binding. Lineage: Eukaryota; Metazoa; Chordata; Mammalia; Primates; Indriidae. The record is from RefSeq and is a predicted model, not a curated record. Gene Ontology annotation, cellular component: plasma membrane.
CUUAGGCCUACCUUCUGAUCUGGUGGACAGAUCAGAGAGGCACAUUUCCCAGAACUGGGAAGUGGAGCUAAGUGAUUCUGCAAGAAGCAUUCGGGGAAGGAGCUAUGGAGAACGGAGGGGCAGGCACUCUGUGGAUAAGGCAAGUCCUGCUUCUCUUUGUUUUGCCGGGAAUGUCUCAGGUGGGCUCCGAGCCGGGGCGCUUUUUGGUGGCUGAGGAAAUGCAGAGCGGAAGCUUUGUAGGCAAUUUGGCGAAGGACCUGGGUCUGGAGGUGGGUGAGCUGUCUGCGCGGGGAGCUCGGGUGGUCUCUAAUGAUAACAAACAGCGUUUGCGGUUGGACACAAAUACUGGGGAUUUGCUGUUAAGCGAAAUGCUAGACCGGGAGGAGCUCUGCGGCUCCGCCGAGCCUUGUGUGCUAUAUUUCCAGGUGUUAAUGAAUAAUCCCAUGCAGUUUUUACAGAUUGAACUUGAGAUCAGGGAUAUAAAUGACCACUCUCCUGUAUUCUUGGAAAAAGAAAUGCUCUUAGAAAUCCCAGAGAAUAGUCCUGCUGGUGCUGUCUUCUUGCUAGAAAGUGCAAAGGAUUUAGAUGUAGGUGUCAAUGCUGUAAAAAGCUACACAAUAAGCCCCAACUCUCAUUUCCACAUUAAAAUGAGAGUCAAUCCAGACAAUAGGAAAUACCCAGAGUUAAUUCUGGACAAGGCUCUGGAUUAUGAAGAGCAGCCCGAGCUCAGUUUCCUCCUCACUGCUGUGGACGGUGGGUCCCCUCCCAGGUCUGGGACUGCCUUGGUUCGGGUGGUGGUCGUGGACACUAAUGACAACACCCCCGAGUUUGAGCAGACGUUUUAUGAGGUGAAUAUUCCAGAAAAUAGUGUCGUUGGCUCACUAGUUGUCACCGUCUCAGCUUGGGAUUUAGACUCCGGAAUAAAUGGGGAAAUAUCAUAUACCUUUUCCCAUGCCUCAGAAGAUAUUCGCAAGACAUUUGAAAUUAAUCAAAAGUCAGGGGAAGUUAGUUUAAAAGCAUCCUUGGAUUUUGAAGCAAUUGAUUCAUACUCAAUAAUCAUUCAAGCCACAGAUGGGGGAGGACUUUUUGGAAAAUCAACAAUCAGAAUUCAGGUGAUGGACGUGAAUGACAAUGCUCCUGAAAUAGCCGUGUCAUCAAUUACCACCCCAAUCCCAGAAAAUUGGCCUGAAACUGUUGUUAUGGUUUUUAGUAUCCGAGACAAAGACUCUGGGGAAAAUGGAAGGAUGGUUUGCUCUAUCCCGGAAGACCUCCCAUUCCUGCUAAAAUCUUCAGUUGAGAAUUACUACACGUUGGAAACGGAGAGCCCACUAGACAGAGAGAGCCGAGCUGAGUACAACAUCACCAUCACCGUCACUGACUUGGGGACACCCAGUCUGAAAACAGAGCACAGCAUAACCGUGCUGGUCUCCGACAUCAACGACAACGCCCCCGCCUUCACCCAAACCUCCUACACCCUGUUCGUCCCAGAGAACAACAGCCCCGCCCUGCACAUCGGCAGCGUCAGCGCCACAGACAGGGACUCAGGCACCAACGCCCAGGUCACCUACUCGCUGCUGCCGCCCCAGGACCCGCACCUGCCCCUCGCCUCCCUGGUGUCCAUCAACGCGGACAACGGGCACCUGUUCGCCCUGAGGUCGCUGGACUACGAGGCCCUGCGGGCGUUCGAGUUCCGCGUGGGCGCCACAGACCGAGGCGCCCCCGCGCUGAGCAGCGAGGCGCUGGUGCGCGUGGUGGUGGUGGACGACAACGACAACUCGCCCUUCGUGCUGUACCCGCUGCAGAACGGCUCUGCGCCCUGCACCGAGCUGGUGCCCAGGGCGGCCGAGGCCGGCUACCUGGUGACCAAGGGGGUGGCGGUGGACGGCGACUCGGGCCAGAACGCCUGGCUGUCGUUCCAGCUGCUCAAGGCCACGGAGCCCGGGCUGUUCGCCGUGUGGGCGCACAACGGCGAGGUGCGCACCGCCAGGCCGCUGAGCGAGCGCGACGCGGCCAAGCACAGGCUCGUGGUGCUGGUGAAGGACAAUGGCGAGCGUCCGCUGUCUGCCAGCGUCACGCUGCACGUGCUCCUGGUGGAUGGCUUCUCCCAGCCCUACCUGCCGCUCCCGGAAGCGGCCGCGGACCAGGCCCAGGCCGACUCGCUCACCGUCUACUUGGUCAUCGCCUUGGCCUCGGUGUCCUCGCUCUUCCUCUUCUCGGUGCUGCUGUUCGUGGCGGUGCGGCUGUGCAGGAGGGACAGGGGGGGUCGCUUCUCGAUGCCUGAGGGCCAUUUUCCGGGCCACCUGGUAGACGUCAGCGGCACCGGGACCCUGUCCCAGAGCUACCAGUAUGAGAUAUGUCUAACCGGAGGCUCCAGAACAAAUGAGUUCAAGUUUCUGAAACCAGUUAUCCCCAACCUCCCGCCCCAGUGCCAUGGGAAAGAAAUAGAGGAAAAUCCUAGCUUCCCCAAUAGCUUUGAGUUCAAUAUUCAGUGACCGUAAUUAACUUUUAUAUUACAUAUGUAUAUAAUUUUGUGGCACUUCCAAACCAAUGUUUAUUUCCAAUUUGUGUGUAUUUAAAAUUGUAGUGAUUUACUUUCAUAUUUUCUCAUAUUCUUUCCU